Messenger RNA from Patiria miniata (bat star), 4940 nucleotides. RefSeq names its product thrombospondin type-1 domain-containing protein 4-like. The record is from RefSeq and is a predicted model, not a curated record. Bases 1 to 2205 code for a protein of 734 amino acids. The transcript is spliced from 10 exons. Lineage: Eukaryota; Metazoa; Echinodermata; Asteroidea; Valvatida; Asterinidae.
AUGGAAAUGUCAGAUGGACACAUAAAUGGGGUCUGGGUGGAGGUGUGGGUAAGCGGUGGGGUCUCAUUUAGUACUUUUUUGAGUGCGGGCCAAGCAGCACCGGUCUUUCCCUCAACGGGCUCUAAACAGAACCAGGCACAGAGCUCUGCAGCAUCACCAGCGCAACCUUCUCGUGAGGAGGGAACCAGCUUCAGUCUUCCAGGGACGGAGACUGACCCCAACAGUCGACAGCAGAAGGCAGGAGAACCUGAGCAGGAGGCUGAUGCCCUUCCCAGCGGUGACCACUCACGUAAAGGUCAUCAGGACAAAGGUCAUGGGCAUCAUCAAGGUACCAGUCAACACAGAGGUCAUCAUGGAUCUGGCGGUCACAAAGAUGGUAGCAGUCCAAGCCAGAGUGAAGAUGGUGAUCGUCCACGCAAUGAUCAGCCAGAGGAACCACAGGCAGACAGUGGAACCCACAGGUACCCUGCCUCACCUUUCAGAGGUGUUGAGACCCAAGCCAGGGGGCUACCGGGCUCAGUGUAUCAGCAAACGGUGUCUGCAAGGGAGCAGGCAGGAACUGGCGGAUACCCCAGCCAGGGGCAGUCUUAUCCUCCCCAAGGUCGGGAUUCUAUGUACCCCACCCAGGGGGAUGGAGCCAGGGGUUCAAGUGUUGACCAGCCACCUAAUGGCCGCGGAUAUCCUGGCAGAUACCAAACAUACAACCCUAAUCAAGACAAAGCAUCAAAUCCAUACUAUCCCAACUCCAAUCCGUAUCCGAAUCCCAAUCCUAACCCAAAUCCAUACCCGAAUCCCAAACCCGGUAACCCGUACCCAAACCCGUACCCCAACCGCUACCCUAAUAACCAGGAGUCGUCACAAGGCAGGCAGCCGUCUAACCCCGGCCAGCCUCAGACACCAUACCUGGAGAUUGACCCCAUCGAGUCCCAUCGCGGCAGCAGUGAGGGAUCAAGCGCCCAAGGAUCCAGUGAUUCCUCAGCUCUUGAGGGUAGCCCUUAUGGUAGUCGGGAUACCCAAGUCAGAUACGGCUGGAUCGAUGUGGGACUGACCGAGUGCUCAUCAAGUUGUGCUGGAGGAAUUCAACACACCAAGGUAGACUGUAUCGAAUGGCGGACGUUCAGAUCACAGGAUCCGGCCAUGUGUGAUGGAUUGAGGAGACCCAGUGUACGUCAGCAGGCUUGUAACAUCGAGGCAUGCCCGCCAGUAUGGGAAGUGACAGAGUGGAUGGAGUGCAGCCGGACCUGCGGCACAGGGCGCCAGAUGAGACAGGUGACCUGCAAGCAGACCCUGACCCAUUCCCUGAUCACCAUGGUGCCUGGGGAGCGUUGUGACCCCAGGCUGGAGCCAGAUAGAGUGCAGGAAUGCCACAUGGACCCCUGCACGUCCUGGUCAGCUGGAGAGUGGGGUGAGUGCAACAUGCCUUGCGGGGAGGGACGGCGCCAGAGGGAGGUACGGUGUGUGAGUGACGCCCAGGAAGGACUGGAUGAGUCUGCCUGCGCCGAUAAGCAGCUCAGCAAGCCCAGGUCCGAGGAGGCUUGUGAUAUGGGGCCUUGUGUCAGUAAUUGGUUCGUCUCAGAGUGGAAUGACCUGUGUUCAGCUGAAUGUGGCGGAGGGCACAAGAGCCGUUAUGUUGUCUGCACGACAGAGGGAACCAGUCAGGUGUUGACAGAUCAAGCCUGUAACACUAUCACCAAGCCUAGGACAUCCAGGACAUGCAAUAACAUGCCUUGUGGACCUGUCUGGCUGACCUCAGAAUGGUCUCAGUGUUCCAAGGAAUGCGGCGAUGGUUUUCAGGACCGCAUGGUGCUGUGUGCCGGGGCUGAUGAGCCACACAUCAUUGUCAAUGAGGAACAGUGUGCCACCAAGCCCAAACCCACCAACAGACAGAGCUGUCAUCUUAAGCACUGUGUAGCCAUGUGGUUUAAUUCGGAUUGGACCCAGUGUUCUAGAACCUGCGGUGGCGGGCAGAGAAGACGAGAUGUCAAGUGUCUGGAUUCAAACAUGGAUCCUAGCUCACACUGCAGUGAGGAGGACAGACCCUCCGCGACACAGUCAUGCAACAUCCAACAGUGCACCACAAGCAUACCAUCGAGCGACUGCCAAGACAAGUUCUCUUACUGCGAGAAGGUGGCCAAGGCACGGCUCUGCACCUACAUGUACUACCGAAACAACUGCUGUUUCUCUUGCUUCAAUCAUCAGAGAUGAUAACAACCAAAGUCAGUACAAAGAAUUAAAAUCUGUAAAAACAGAGACUCCGUUUUUGCCAUCUGGAUGCAGGUGAAUGUUUGUUUUUUUUCUUCAGGGACUAAUCAUGCCUCCGAAUUGUAAGUCAAGUUUGGACAUCUGAUUUCGCUGUAUUUUUUUUUUAUAAUAAAUCUGAGCAUGCUUUUUGUAAACUACUUGAUGGACAGAAUUAUUUUAUAGAUAAAUCAAGAAAUUGAUGAAUAUCAAUUAGUUAUUAUACACAUUGUACUAAACCAUUGUUUUCCUCUUUACGUCAAUAUUACCUAUAUUCUCUGAUGUUAUGUUUCAUUGUUUUUAUGAUCAUCAUUGUGUUUAUAGAAGCUUUCCAUGCAGUGUUAACAGUUUUAUCAUUUGUAUUCGUAAUUGUACAUUUGAUCUUUUUUAAAGGUUUUAAGGUUUUGCCCUUAAAAGACUUGUACAUGUAUAGUUGUGAUGUUUUAUUCAUAGCACAACCCCAGAGCUAAUCCUGACUUUUCACUCAUGGGACCUUCCAAAAUAUACGGGUUGGAUUUCGGGUUGUACGUCUUACAACUUUUGUCUUCUUCGAUUUAGUCCAUGGCAUAUUGUACAUCCCCGGGGGACUGAUACAGGAACGUUUUUGAAAUACGUCACAUUUAACAGUUGUUGACUGCUGUGAUGUGGGAUAUGACGUUUUUAUCACCCGAGGGGCGCAUAGCACCCUAGGCUAGGGUGCUAUGCGCCCCAAGGGGGUUAAAAACGGCAUAUCCUGCUGUGAUGUGGGAUAUGACGUUUUUAACACCCGAGGCAUAUCCCACAUCACAGCAGUCAACAAUUGUUUCGUUAUAUCAUGCUCAUAAGUCAAACAGAUAAAUGGUUGUAACUUUAAACUGUGUGAGAAAUAAAUUAAAUCACUGCGAUGUAACCUUUGAUAACUGAAGGUUUUGAUAUCCUGCCGGACAUGAGACUGAGCGUUUGACGUUGCAGUUCUCAUUGCGCAAAGCUAGUGUGCCGGCAUGUUCCACACACAAUAUAACAAGAACAAUUUGGAACCACUGAAAUUUCACACAGUCUUACCUAGUAAUAAAUAGGCUGAGUAGGCAGUUCAGUUGUUAAAGAUACAGUGAAAAAUGCAGAGCUACGAGUUCACAACUAUUUGAAUGAAUGGUUUACUUUAGUUGUGCACACAAUUAUUUCUCCAGCUGGCUUUGGCCACUUACAAAAAACGAAUUGGUUAUUAUUGUGUCAUUUGAUCUGAUUUAAGGGUUUUUUUUCAAAAUAGAAAACGAAACGUGCGAGUUUGUAGAAUGUAAUGAUAAUAAAAACAAAUGAGAAAUUGUAUUGCGCGGUCUUCAUAAAAAUGAUCAAUCGCGCAUUACAUAAUGUACCACAGAAAUUGACAUUAAAAUAGCAAGAAUUAAAAUUUAAUGUACCAAAUGCUAUAAGGGCAAAAUUUUAGACCGACACUCAUGAUAUGUAGCUAUUUAUUGACAAUGACAUGCUUGCUUAGUGUGUUAGACUUUAGGCUAACAAUUUACCAUAGCAGGAAUAUAUAUAUUUAUGUAUAUUAUAUCUACUCCAGUCUCUGAAAUGGUAUCCCUUGGAGUUCAGAGGCGAAGGAGUGAUGAGUAACGAGUAGCACAACAAAGAUUGCAUUCUCAGAUACAAGGCGACAUGAUAUGGAUUUUAAUAAUAUGAUUUUAAUUGAUUUGCCUUGAACUUUAACCUUUAACCUUGAAAUGUUACCCUCCCAAAUCCUUCAAAAUCCACCAGGCUUUGGACGAUUUCGCAGUAUUGAGAUAGGUGCAGCCCAUUGCUUUACAUGCGGCUUGGUGCCUCGUAAAAGUUCCAAGUGCAAAUGAAGAGUUCAUUUCCAAACUGUUAUAAAUGCCAUUUUGAAUACCUUCUACAAUCCAGCUCUCUCCUGGCUGCCCAAAAGCGAUAAACACAAUUUAAGAAUAGAAUAAGACGGAAAAUGAAGUUAAGAAACGGCUGUUAUAUUGUUUUUAUUCUUUGAAGUUUCAUAACCAUGCACAUAUUUUUUCAAGUAAGAUUUGAGGCUUUGCAUGGUGGAGAUACUAAAUAAUGAAAGGUUGAAAGGUAUUCGCACAUGGUGUUUCUGCAAACCUUUCAUUAUUCAUAUUUUUUCAGUUUUUUUCAAAGGGAUGUAUCACGUUUGGAAAGAAGCUCUUCAUAUCAUAUGCAUAUUGUAUUAGUUCUAAAUUAACCCAACUAAGGUAAGUUCCAAAACUUCUGCUGUGCCAGAAUUAAGCUGAAAAUGGAUAUGAAGCCACGAUUUUAGGCCAAAACUGAGCCACUGGAUUCCAGCUAGUGCUGGAUUUUGAAAGAUUCAGGAUGGUUCCGAGUGUAUAUUCCUGUGUAGUUAUUAAGGUAAAAAUCGAGAAAGGAACAAUUUUGAAAAAAGUUUGUUUUUGGUGUGACUGAAAAACCCUCGUAAAUAGUUCAUGUUUUGUAGUGAAAUGCUCCAUAGAUGAAUUGUGCGACUCAUGUUAACAUUUUGAAUAUUGUGAAGAGAAACACAAGACUCUGACAAGUUCAGCGUUGAAAACAAUUUUUAAUGUCAUAUAUAAGGAAAGGCACACAACCAAUAUGCAUUUCUCACCAUAUAUUGUCAAGUACUGUACCUGUAAAGUCUCAACAAAUGUGACAUUAAUUUGUUAUCACUCAAUAAGCCAUUUGCGAGUAAAAUUUGAAUAAAAUCUGGAACGCUGACUUAA